UACCACAGAGCACAGACGUCCAGGAGAAAGAAAAUGGGAGCCCCCCGUCUCAGAUACCCAUUGCUCUUACUUCUUCUCACCUGUGCGCUGGUCACAGAAGUUGCUGCAGAAGUUGAAGAAUCCUCAGAUGAUCCCAGCACUGCCCCAGUACUGCUAUGGCUCACAGAUGUCCCAGCUGCUGUGGAGUUCAUCGCUGCUGCGGAGGUGGCCGUCGUUGGCUUCUUCCAGGAUUUGGAAAUACCAAUAGUGUCCGCAUUCCAGAGCAUGGUGCAAGAAUUCCCGGAUGUGUCCUUUGGAAUCAGCAAUGACUCCAAGGUCCUGGCCCACUACAACGUCACUGGGAGUGCCAUUUCCCUCUUUCGCCUGGUGGAUAACGAACAACUGAAGUUGGAAGGCGAAGAGGUUGAGAGCUUGGAAGCCUCCAAAUUAAGCCAUUUCAUCAGGAGCAACAGCCUCCGCUUGGUGACAGAGUACAACUCCGUGACAGUGCUAGGCCUAUUUAAUGCCAUGGUUGAGAUUCACCUUCUUCUGAUGAUGGACAAGGCCUCCCCGGAGUAUGAAGAACACAUGCGUCAUUACCAGGAGGCAGCCAAGCUCUUCCGGGGGAAGGUUCUCUUCAUUCUAGUGGACAGUGGUGUAAUGGAAAAUAGAAAUGUGAUCUCCUAUUUCAAACUAAAGAUGUCUCAGCUGCCAGCUUUGGCCAUUUACCGGACUCUGGACGAUAAGUGGGACACCCUGCCCAUAGUGGAAGUGACAGUCGAUCAGGUACAAAGCUUCUGCGAUGGAUUCAUGAAAGAGAAAUUGCUGCAAGAAAAUCAGGAAUCCGAGGAAAAGACACCGAAGGAGGAACUCUGACUUCUCCUUGAUGUGUCUGCUCGUUGCUGCAUAUCUGCUUUGUGUUGAAUAACAAGGGGGAUAUUUAAGCCUCAGAGAUACUAAACAAGAAGAUCACCAGGCCUUCCCACCACACACACACAUAUACAAACACACACCCAGACUGAUAGACAGACAGACAGACAGAUGAUAGAUAUCCACUUCAUUCCUUAAAAUCUCAUUGUUUAUAUUUUCCAAUUUCCUAUGCA
Molecule: messenger RNA, 1082 nt
Organism: Octodon degus (degu)
Lineage: Eukaryota; Metazoa; Chordata; Mammalia; Rodentia; Octodontidae
Gene: Erp27
Product: endoplasmic reticulum protein 27
Exons: 7
Coding region: 34-855 (273 amino acids)
Biological process (GO): response to endoplasmic reticulum stress; protein folding
Cellular component (GO): endoplasmic reticulum
Source: RefSeq, a predicted model, not a curated record